Molecule: messenger RNA, 1831 nt
Organism: Aspergillus pseudotamarii
Lineage: Eukaryota; Fungi; Ascomycota; Eurotiomycetes; Eurotiales; Aspergillaceae
Product: elongation of very long chain fatty acids protein
Exons: 2
Coding region: 630-1754 (374 amino acids)
Biological process (GO): fatty acid elongation, saturated fatty acid; sphingolipid biosynthetic process; very long-chain fatty acid biosynthetic process
Cellular component (GO): endoplasmic reticulum membrane
Molecular function (GO): fatty acid elongase activity
Source: RefSeq, a predicted model, not a curated record
CUCAAAGAUCAAAGCCAAUACUCCCUCUCAAAUUCAAGCGGUCUCACUCCUAUUUCUAAGCAAUCCAAGCCUCAACCUCUUGGGAGAGCCCACAUUCCACGGAACAACGACCAUCAAUAAUGUCGAAUAAGCAGCCAUUAGACUACGUGUCAAUUCGAAUCUGCAAUCAUAUGAGAUACGCAAUACAAUAGCUACCCAUCAGCAUUCGCAAAACGAGAGACACUACUCCUUGCGUCGUACUUGGCAGAAUCCGGAAACUUUCCGACGAUCGAAACUAGUGUAGAAUAUCUUGAUCAAGUUACAAGGAAUGUCAUUGCACCUUUCAUAUUGCAUAGUGGUCAUUUGAAACCCUGACGAAUACCAGAAGCAUGCAUGUUUCCUGUAACCGGGUCUCGCCAGAAUUGCAGGUGGGAGUCUCCGCUUGACAUGCUUUUUUAUCUAUCUAUUUAUUUAUUUUUUCAACACUCAUUCCAUGCACGUUUGCAUGAAUGUUAUGGCACGAGGUUGGUGCUAUAUCUAGUUGAAACUCCUAUCCUCAAAGAGAAGUUGUAUUCUUUUGUCCUCCGGUGAAUUAAAACUUUUUCUUACCUCCUUCUCUUCGCCAUUGGCCAACCUCUUGUUCUCACCCUAUGGGGGACUCAAUAUUUCCAAUGUACUUUGGACUACCUGAUCCUCACAUUUUCAAACUUCCUCCCAAUUCUCAUCCCCUACCUAGCCUCCCCGCAUCCCAGUCCCAGCUGUCGUGGGAUAGGCCGAUUAACAUAAGUCCGGCUCUGUUCUAUCACACACUCGAUGUUAAACUACCUCUGCUUAUCGCCUGCCUCUACGCAAUAUGCGUCUGUACCGUUAAUCACCUCAAUAGAAAGCGACAAAACCGCCCAUGGCCCCUGAGCUGUAAUCCGCUAUUUCACCAGUUUGUGCUCUUCCAUAAUGUGGGUCUGGUGCUCUUCUCUGCAUGGAUUGCCUUGGGCACUUAUCAAACGAUUAAAUCAACCUUAAUGUUACAACGAAGCAACCUACCUCUUGUAUCUGCCUUACACGCACUUUGCAAAUUCGACGGGAAGGAAGAAAAGGGGUCUCUUGUGCAGCACACGACAUCAAAUGAUCACAGCGUUGACAUUCUCCAUCCUGGAAUAUUGGAGUUUGAUUCCUUAUGGGAUCGUGGCAUUGAUUAUUACAUGUGGAUGUUCUAUAUGUCAAAAUUCUAUGAAGUUGUCGAUACAGUUCUCCUCCUUAUGAAAGGAAGGAAUAGUUCCUUUCUGCAGACUUAUCAUCAUGCAGGUGUUAUGUUAUGCACAUGGGCAGGUGUGAGAUAUGCAUCUCCACCAGGUCUUGUUGGCCUUCUUUUGAACUCGGUGAUUCACACACUCAUGUACUUUUAUUACACCCUUGCCACACUCAAGGUUGCAGUACCUGGUCUGCUCAAGCGUAUCCUUACUGGGAUGCAAAUCGCGCAGUUCAUCCUGGGAUCGAUUUUCGCGUGGUCCUACCUGUUUAUCUCGUUUGAUGCGACUGUCUGGCCCCCUCUGACUUCGACAAAUAAGGCACGCGAUGAAAUCUAUGGCAAUGAGAGCCGGACAAACAUACCCUUUCGGCAGGAUAAUUUCGGUCGGGUGCCCUGUUUGGACAACAGCGGGCAAGUGUUUGCAUUGCUCUUGACCACAAUCUACCUUGUACCGUUGACUUGCCUCUUUCUUCGGUUUUUCGUCAGAUCAUACCUAUCAGGACCAAAUCCAAAGUUGGUUAAAGAUUAGCCACAAUAGACUUUGAGUGCGAGUCACGAAGGUUCAAGCCUUUUCUGUAUGAGAUAAGGACUUCGCAGGCCCAUUUU